This is a messenger RNA of Alternaria rosae, 1241 nucleotides long. RefSeq lists its product as uncharacterized. Bases 61 to 954 code for a protein of 297 amino acids. Lineage: Eukaryota; Fungi; Ascomycota; Dothideomycetes; Pleosporales; Pleosporaceae. The transcript is spliced from 2 exons. The record is from RefSeq and is a predicted model, not a curated record.
CACACCAACGACUCACACACUGCACGCAUCACAUAGCAGUGCAUCCGAUACUUUCCUUGAAUGACACGUAUAAUGAAAAUCUUCCAGUUUUCUUACCCUGACUCGGGAGCCGCUCGGGAGCCGGGUACAGAAUGCCAUGACAUUCCCGCGAAACGACCGAGAGUCAUUAGAUUGUUGGUAAAAAUCCGGGUCGACCGUGUUGAAACUUCCUCAAUCAUGCGAGGUAUCACUGAUCAGCUCUUGGCCAUCACAUCUGGGCAUCACAAAAGACACGAAGCCGGUUUCCUACGGUACUCUGUAGGGUUAAAUCCUAUGCUUUGUAAAAAGAAACUCCUCGUAUUCGUCUCCACGAUGUCCGUUAAUGCAAGAUGUUUCAUGGCGAUCUCAAUGGAGGAAUGCAAAGUCCCGAAGCAGCGUCCGCAUUACUCGUCAGCCCUCGUAUCGCACCCUCGAGUCGCCAUCCAGUUCUAUGCAACACAAAGUUCCAUCUCGACAGGCGGAAUAAAGAUCCGACCUAUAGGAAGCCUACCCACAGUAACGACUCGCAACGAUGAGCCGGCAACUGGCACCAACAAGUUAUGUCUCAACUGCCAUUGCCAAGGACACGGACACUUACGUCCAACUCCUCCAUCCCUUCCAACAACCUGUACCAACUUCCCCCAAUGUAUAAUCUUGACAUUUACGCGCCUUAAGGAUCAUGAUCUCACUCGGAUCUCUUCCAAGCCACCCCGUCCUGCACGCAACUCUCGCACAGAAUGCCUAGCUCAGAAAUCCCUUUGUCAACCCACAAAGGCCCUUGCUGCUCGCUUCGCUACUGAUUGGCCCGGCUACCGCAUCUCGCGAAUCGAGAUCCUUCCAUCGAUGUGCAAUGCAGAUAAUGAUAACGGCAGACGGGGCGUUGCGGCACCGGCUAGUCGAGAUGUGAUAUCGAUGAUGUAUGGUCGUUAUUCAUGAACGGAGCAUUCUCCGAUGAGCUGGGGUGGACUGCGCAGCAGCAUGUGAUGUUUUGCCGUGUCUUUUAGCGUAGGAAUGCGGCGUGGUGAUUUCGUGAUCAUUCCUGAGGUGAAAAUACCAUGUUCGGGUCGUUAAGAAGUUGACGUCUGGGAUAGCCAUGUUGUUGUUGUGUUUCAAGGUUAGGUUUGCAGGAAUAGUCGUACGUUUCCAAGGUUGCGCCGCGGAAGCCGAACCAUUGACGACGUAUACUAAUUCACUGGGUGGGGACAUGCGAUUUGUUGAGUGAG